Messenger RNA from Corythoichthys intestinalis (scribbled pipefish), 3249 nucleotides. It is a transcript of the gene gan, whose product is annotated as gigaxonin. Gene Ontology annotation, biological process: cytoskeleton organization. Gene Ontology annotation, molecular function: protein binding. The coding region runs from base 171 to 1994 and encodes 607 amino acids. The transcript has 13 exons. The record is from RefSeq and is a predicted model, not a curated record. Lineage: Eukaryota; Metazoa; Chordata; Actinopteri; Syngnathiformes; Syngnathidae.
UGUCUUGGUUCUUCUCAAAACAGUGCGAAGUGAUGUGGACGCUCUAAAAUGUAGUUAGGUGAUACGCAUAGACUGCACCCAUUACAAAAAGUGACGCGUUUCUUCUCAGAAGGACUUGCUCUCUAAACAGCGAUUUAAGAGUACACAACCAGACUUCUCCGAGUCCAAACAUGCCAGAUUCUGCAUCGAAUGAUUCUGGUUCGAGGGUAUGUGACCCUCAACACUCUCAGAACCUCCUCAGAGUUCUUCGCACUUUCUGGCAAGAGCAAAGCUUCCAUGAUGCACUUCUGGUGGUGGACGGUGAGGAACUUCCUGUCCAAAAAAAUAUCUUGGCUGCAGCCAGCCCAUAUAUUCGGACCAAGCUAAACUACAAUCCUCCAAAAGAAGAUGGGUCAACCUACAAGAUUGAGCUACAGGGGGUCUCCAUGCCAAUCAUGAAACAAAUCCUCGACUUUAUCUUCAGUGGUGAAAUAACUUUGAGUGAAGGGACCAUCCAGGACAUGGUGCAAGCAUCGGAUCUGCUUCUCAUGACAGAGCUAAAGUUGUUGUGUUGCCAGUUCCUUGAAAGCUGCAUCACAGCAGAGAACUGCAUUGGCAUCCGUCUUUUCUCCCUCCAUUACUGCCUACACCAUGUCCAUUACGCUGCCACGGAGUACCUGCACACGCAUUUCCGCGAUGUGGCGCUCACAGAAGAGUUCAGGGAGUUGCCUCACGACCGACUCUGUGAAGUGCUGGCUGAGGAGAAACUUAACGUCGGAAAUGAAAAGCAUGUGUUGGAGGCUGUCGUGCGAUGGCUAACACAUGAUCCAGAGACUCGAAGGGUGCAUAUGAGGGAAGUCAUGUCUGCAGUGUGGUUGCAGGGCUUGGAUGUGAGCUACCUUAGAGAACAGGCCUUGGGGGAGCCGCUGAUGAGAGAGGUGAUCAGAGAACACUGUCAGCCAGUGCUAUCAGAGAAUCCGCUGCAAGGUGAAGCUCUUCUGGCUGCUUUCAAGCCUCGAGGUUACUCUGAGUGCAUCGUUGUUGUUGGUGGAGAGGAUCGUAGGACCAGAAAACCCACUGCUCUAACUCGCUGCAUGUGUCCACUCUAUGACGCCAACCGACAAGCAUGGAUCGAGCUCCAGCCUAUGAGCAUCGCCCGUGUGGGCCAUGGAGUGGUCGCUGCUGAGGGAUUUCUAUUUGUUGUGGGUGGCACAGAUGAGAACAAUGUAAUCUUGGACACUGGUGAGAAGUAUGACCCAGACUCCAAUACAUGGAGCCCCAUACCCACGAUGUUACAGGCUCGACAGAACUUUGGAAUGGUGGAGCUAGAUGGUUUGAUUUAUAUUCUUGGCGGGGAGAAUGCAGAAUGUGAACUGAUCACCGUAGAAGUGUUUGACCCUCAUGUCAAUACCUGGAAGAUGCAGACCAGUAUGACGAUGAUCCGCAAGGUGGGAUGCUAUGCCUCUAUGAAUAAGAAGAUCUAUGCCAUGGGUGGUGGUUCCUAUGGAAAACUUUUUGACUCAGUUGAAAGCUUUGACCCUAAAACCCAGCAAUGGACAGGCCUCUGUCCACUUAAGGAGCGAAGGUUCGGAUCAGUGGCCUGUGGCAUCGGCAAAGAGCUGUACGUAUUCGGAGGGGUGAGAAGUCAAGAGAACGACAACCCACAGCAACGUCAUAUGAUGACCUGCAAGUCGGAGUUCUACCAUGACGAAAUGAGAAGGUUUGUACUCAUGUGGAUGUUCCUUGAUGACCAAAAUUUAUGUAUCCAGACUAGCUCAUCCUUUGUGUACGGUGCCGUUCCAGUCGGGGCCAGCAUCUAUGUAGUGGGGGACCUUGACACCGGUACCAGUUUCGACUACAUCCGUGAGUUUCGCCGUAGCACGGGCACCUGGCAUCGUACCAAGCCAAUGUUAGCCAGCGACCUUUCUAAAACAACCUGUGCUGCCCUGCGCAUCGCCAACUGUCGUCUGUUUCGCCUUCAAUUGAGCCAAGGGAUGUUUCGAAUCCGAGUCUGAAAUAAGGAAGGAAACAACAGCUUUUCUUUCACUUUUGCACACUUGUAAGGUCCAACCACAUUGUUGUAUGAUUUGGGUCUGGGAAUUGAUUGAACACAGAAGUAUUUAAGUAUAUAUAUCUAUGCUCUUUUUGCGGGAAAGUUUUUUGCUGUAUACUUGCUGCAUAACUUGGUGGUAAGGGAAGUUAUUUCAGCAAUUUAUUGUAAUUUUUUUAAGCUGACAUUUUAUUGAUCUAUUAGAUCAUUUGAUUUUUUUUUUAUUUGAUCAAAUGAUUUAUAUUUUUUAAGAGGCUGUAUUUAACCUUUUUUUUAAUUGGGGUCUGUUACUUAAUGAGGGAUUUAGGAAGCACUGGAAGAAACAGCAGUAUUGGGUACUUAAUGAUCACAUAUAUCUAAUAAUCAUAUCUAUAAUAAUAUCUAAUAUUUUUUCACUGUUCUAUGGAUCAUCAAUUGAAUCGUUUGACAACUGGCAUAUUGAACACCAUAACUUGGCAUCGGCAACCAAAGCCGUAGUUACGUAGCAUCUUUCAUGGAGAAGAUGCGUCUGAUAUCCGUCAGACACGAGUAUGCAUUGCCAACAGGAUGUGAACGGAACGGCUGCGUCGAACCGCUUGGCGCUUGAGAUAUUAUCGACAUUACACACGAUAUCACCGCGACACAUUGAACGAGAUUCGCGAUGUAUAGAAACAGCCACAUUGCAUACAAGCCAUCAGCGGUGUAUCACAUCUCAUGAAAACCAUUGUUCCCUAAAUGCUCUCUUUGGUGACAGAAAUGUACUUAGUCAUUAAUGCUCUUUCACGCGCUUUAUUGAAUGAGCGACAAUCAAAUAAUCACGCUUAGAAAAAGCUGAAAAAGCUUCUGAACAGCCACUAGCUCAUCUGCUCUCUUAGGUCGAAAUGGGAGUGUCCCCAAGUUGAAGUAUGUUGUCCAAGUAGUUUUUUUUUUUAAUUUGAUUGGAAUCACAUUUAGAAUGUUUAUCCUUUGAAAUUGUGCACGGUGUGACGUCACAGCACGACUUAUUAUGAAAGUACCUGCCCUCUUUGUUUUUCCUUCACGACCACUACUAGCCUUCUGAAGGUCGCCACUCCCUGGAUCUAAAAUAUGUUGCAAAUAUGUUGCAUUAAUCAUCAUCUCGAUUUACCAGUCAAUUAAUGUUCCUACCCUCACCUACCGAGGGAAAAAUAAGUAUUUAGUCAACCACUAAUUGUGCAAGUUCUCCCACUUGAAAAUAUUAACGAGUCCUGUAAUUGUCAACA